Messenger RNA from Rana temporaria (common frog), 727 nucleotides. It is a transcript of the gene NDUFB5, whose product is annotated as NADH:ubiquinone oxidoreductase subunit B5. Bases 38 to 598 code for a protein of 186 amino acids. The transcript is spliced from 6 exons. NCBI's taxonomy places the organism in Eukaryota, Metazoa, Chordata, Amphibia, Anura, Ranidae. The record is from RefSeq and is a predicted model, not a curated record.
CAGGCCCCACAAUCCCCCGCGCCUGUCCUAGGUGAUCAUGGCGGGGAUGAGUGUCCUCCGGUCGGCUGGGGCGAUGAUCAGUCGGCUGCAGUGUGCUCAGCGCUUGGCGCUCCGGACUGGUGGGCUGCUGGGGAGAGUAGCGCCGACUGCUGCGGUGCCUGUGCGGUUUGCCGGUGGUGGAAAGAGGGUCUUUGUCAUCCGGCCUUCACUUUUCCAUGACAAUAAAUUCAUGAAAUACUUGAAAUUUUACGUACUGCUUGGCGUAAUACCUGUAGGUAUCUGCAUAUCACUCGUCAAUCUUUUUAUUGGUCCAGCCGAGCUGGCAGAAAUUCCAGAAGGCUAUGUUCCUGAACACUGGGAGUACUAUCAGCACCCAAUCACUCGUUGGCUAUCCCGCAAUAUGUUUCAUCCUAUUGAUGCGUCUUAUGAGAAAGGAAUGGCAAUACUCUACAUUGAAAACGAGAAACGUCAGCUCAGGUUGUAUGAAGAUGUUGCCCGUGCCUCUAUGAGACAGAAGGGAGAUGGUCCGUGGUAUUAUUAUGAAACGCUGGAUAAAAACCUCAUUGACCAUGAACAUAAAUCUACCCCUGAUCAGUAACAUAUCUGCUCACUUAGGACUCCUGUAAAUCAUUUAUCACAAUAGAUUAUUAUAUAUGUCAGUCGGUUUCAGAAACAUUCACAACUUUCAAGUUUGUACCUAAUAAAAUGACUUUAUUUACUUGGAAAA